This is a messenger RNA of Hirsutella rhossiliensis, 2178 nucleotides long. Its product is annotated as ubiquitin carboxyl-terminal hydrolase domain-containing protein. The coding region runs from base 1 to 2178 and encodes 725 amino acids. The record is from RefSeq and is a predicted model, not a curated record. NCBI's taxonomy places the organism in Eukaryota, Fungi, Ascomycota, Sordariomycetes, Hypocreales, Ophiocordycipitaceae. The transcript has a single exon. Gene Ontology annotation, cellular component: cytosol; nucleus. Gene Ontology annotation, biological process: protein deubiquitination. Gene Ontology annotation, molecular function: cysteine-type endopeptidase activity; cysteine-type deubiquitinase activity.
AUGACUUCAAAACGGAGCGAGUUCAGCAGCUUUUACGAGGACCGCAUCUCGGCUCACCGACUGCCACACUCGCGAGACCACGUCUGGGGCCGCUGGAACGAGCCGAGCGUCCUUUUGUCAGUCCUCGCAAUAGCCAUUACCAUCGCCUUCAAGGUCUACAGCACAAACGGCUCGCUCGAAAACCUGGUGGGCUCGCUCGCGAACCUUGUAUGGGACUGCAUCAUAUUCGUCAUACCGGCCCCCUUGCUCUUUGCCUUGGACGGCCGGAUAAAUUCUUCAUCGCCUCGACAGCGCACGCUCGACGACGCUCGUCGAAGCACACAUGCCGCCAAAAGGGAGGCCAUGAGCAGGUUAAUCGGGCUGGACCGCCCCGGUGGCAUGCUGGCUUCCAUGUCGCAGGCAAGAACACGAGCCUUGUCCGUGACAGGAAGUGUCCUAGGGUUGAAGCUCGACUUCCAGCGUCCGCCAGGCCUAGGCAAUAGAGACAAUUCAUGUUACCAGAAUAGCAUUCUGCAAGGCCUGGCAGCCUUGCACUCCUUUUCCGACUACCUUUCGGCCUGCGUGCGCGCCGUUGACUUGCGCGAGGACGGCAGCGACGUUGCUCAGACGCUGCGCGCUCUCCUGUGGGAUUUAAACGACCCGUCCAACAACGGCAAAACGAUAUGGACGCCCAGUUUGCUCAAGUCCAUGAGCACAUGGACGCAGCAAGACGCGCAGGAAUACUUUUCUAAGAUGCUUGACGACAUUGACAAGGGCGUUGCAAAGGCCGUCAAGGCCACGCGUCGAUACUCCGGACUCGAGGCAGACUGCGGCAAAGACGAUACAGUCGCCAGCCAACACAGCGAUGACAGUGGCUACCAGAGCCUGUCGUCGAGCCCGGAUCUGUCGGCCAUCAGGCCACUGCGCAACCCACUCGAGGGCUUAUUGGCGCAGCGGGUCGCCUGCGUUGCGUGUGGCUACGCGGAGGGACUUUCCAUGAUUCCUUUCAACUGCCUGACAUUGAGCCUCGGGCUGGACAAGAAUCGGCAUGACCUCUUUGAGCGAUUGGAUGCGUAUAGCCGGGUGGAGAGCAUCGAAGGGGUCGAAUGCCCCAAGUGCACUCUUCUCAAGGCGCAGAGACUCUUGACUAAGCUGAUUGAGAAGCUGCAGAGCAGCGGUGCCGCCUCGGAGCAACUGGCCGAGCCCUGCCGCAGGCUCGGGGCGGUCGAGACGGCGCUUGAAGAGGACGAUUUUGACGAAAAGACGAUUGCCGAGAACUGCAAGAUCUCGAGCCAGGGCAAGGUCAGCUCGACGAAGACGAAGCAGAUUGUCAUUGCCCGGCCUCCACAGAGCCUCGCGAUCCACGUCAACCGGUCCGUCUUCGAUCCUACGACAUUUGACAUGAUCAAGAACUCGGCCCCCGUCAGCUUCCCGCUGACGCUGGAUCUUGGACCCUGGUGCCUGGGCAGCUCUGAAAGCCAGGGAGCUCAAUGCGCCAUGGAAAAGACGACGGGCGACGCGAACGCAGGCGAGGAGCGGUGGCAACUGGGCCCGACGGCGUCGAUGAUUGCGGGCGACCUGAGACCCUCGAGACUGACGGGGCCGAUUUACGAGCUACGAGCGGCCGUGACACACGCCGGGCGGCACGAAAAUGGUCACUACAUUUGCUACCGGACGUAUCCCAAUCAGGCUGCGGCCAUUUCCAAGGACGCCCCUGGUGGCCAAGUAUCUAGGGACACGGCCAUUGCCGAUGAAAAGAAGGAGGCGGAUACGGAGACGGACGAGGAGGAAACUAAGUCGUCAGGCAAGUCGAGGACAGGCAACCCAGGGUGGUGGAGGCUCAGCGACCACAAUGUCAGCCGGGUGGACGAGGGGACUGUUCUCGGGCUAUCGCCUGGCGUCUUCAUGCUGCUUUAUGAGUGCGUGGACCCAAGCAUGAUGCUGCAGAGCGAUGCCGAGUCUACGGGGGACAGGGAGGAGCUCCUGGGGACCGGAGAUGAGUUAGUGAAGGAUGAAGCAGCCGCAGAGCCCAUGGCGACUCGUCGAUGCGAUGUCGAUGCGAGUGGCCCGGAGGAAGUAUACGCAGCGAGCAAGGAGGGCGUCGCGGUGGCAGCGGACGGGGACUCGCAUGUAGACACGGAGGAUGCGGAGAGAAUUCCGUUGCCGGCGAGCGACGAUGCAGACUUGGAGGUGCCGUGA